Messenger RNA from Phycomyces blakesleeanus NRRL 1555(-), 498 nucleotides. RefSeq lists its product as hypothetical. Bases 1 to 498 code for a protein of 165 amino acids. Gene Ontology annotation, molecular function: DNA helicase activity. The transcript has 4 exons. The record is from RefSeq and is a predicted model, not a curated record. NCBI's taxonomy places the organism in Eukaryota, Fungi, Mucoromycota, Mucoromycetes, Mucorales, Phycomycetaceae. Gene Ontology annotation, biological process: DNA repair; telomere maintenance.
AUGAAGAGCAUGCUAGAUGAGAAUAUCAUUAGAAAAUGCUGGAAGCGACGAGCAGCCUCCUUUUUCGAUAUUUUUACACUUAAGCAUUUCAACGAAAUGAUUGAAGACUAUAUUCAUGAUGCACAACAGAACCAAACAUCAUAUGAUCCAGAAUAUGACCAAGAAAUAUAUAAUGAUGCAUUCUUGAUAUUUAAUGUGUUAUCAGCACACAAAAUUACCCUUGCAAAUUACGAAAGAUUUUUUCUACCAGCAACAAAUUCAACUGAAUCAUACGCCACAACAAAAACACGACGAGACUUUGGUAUCGCCCUUGCCGUGGCAUCAAAUGGAACUGCAGCCUUACUAUUACAUGGAAAAAGAACAGUCCACUCACAAUUCCAUAUACCAUUGUUUAUCGAUGCAAAUUCCGUUUGUACAAUUACACCAACGUCGACAACCGGAAAGCUUAUCAAACUCUCUCGAAUUAUCAUCUGGGACGAAGCAUCUAUGAUCAAUUGA